AUGGCAAAGACCCUUAAUUCCAUCUGCUUCACCGCUCUUCUGCUAGUUGUCUUGUUAAUUUCCGCCGAAAUCCCGAAGAGCGAGGCUCAGGCUCAGUGUAACAGGUUUUUAGGCGAAGCCAGUGGGGUGAAUCCGUGCACGAGAAGGGCUUGUGAAGCUAGAUGCCCAAUGCAGUACACCGGGUCAUGCAGAGCAGCGUGUGAGGUUCAUGACGGUGAACUGCAUUGCCACUGCUAUGCUCGUUAA
Messenger RNA from Microthlaspi erraticum, 246 nucleotides. NCBI's taxonomy places the organism in Eukaryota, Viridiplantae, Streptophyta, Magnoliopsida, Brassicales, Brassicaceae. The record is from the annotation of a GenBank genome assembly.